AUGAGUGACCAAGUGCUAUUGGAAAAAUUAGACCAGACUACUGAAACGUUAUCGGUAAAACUAGCAGAAUUGAUUAGGCUAUCAGGAUUGGACAAUGGUGUUGAAGAAACAGACGGUAAUGAAAAUAAUAUAGAUAACCAGACAGAUCUCAGUAUAGCUACGACUGGUGUAACAAUUAUGAAUACUCAGAAUACACAGUUAAUAAAAGGUGUACAAGACCUACUGACGUUAACGAGAAGUAUCAGAGAAAAAUGGUUAUUGAAUCAGAUUCCUGAGCAGGACGAGGGACCGAAGGAUUCCCUUAAGAAUACAAAUCAUGAAGGAUUAGAGUCAUUGUUAGAUAAAUCUAUGAAGGAAAUCGUGGGGGAGGAUGCUAUGACAAAUAUAUAG
Molecule: messenger RNA, 390 nt
Organism: Kazachstania africana CBS 2517
Lineage: Eukaryota; Fungi; Ascomycota; Saccharomycetes; Saccharomycetales; Saccharomycetaceae
Gene: SRB6
Product: Srb6p
Exons: 1
Coding region: 1-390 (129 amino acids)
Biological process (GO): regulation of transcription by RNA polymerase II
Cellular component (GO): mediator complex
Molecular function (GO): transcription coregulator activity
Source: RefSeq, a predicted model, not a curated record